Messenger RNA from Ctenocephalides felis (cat flea), 438 nucleotides. RefSeq names its product circumsporozoite protein-like. The transcript has a single exon. The record is from RefSeq and is a predicted model, not a curated record. NCBI's taxonomy places the organism in Eukaryota, Metazoa, Arthropoda, Insecta, Siphonaptera, Pulicidae. The coding region runs from base 1 to 438 and encodes 145 amino acids.
AUGCAUAUCAAAUGUUUUUCCAAUUGUGAAUACCAACGUAGAUGCAAAUUCAAACGCCUAUGCCACAGCUGGCGUAUUACAAACGCAAAUGUAAAUACGCUCGCCAACGCUGAUGCAAAUGUGAAUGCAAACGCAAAUGCAAAUGUAAAUACAGAAAUAUAUGCAAACGUAAAUGUAAAUAAAAACGCAAAUGUUAAACACAAAUCUAAAUGCAAACGUAAACGCAAUGCAAACGUCAAUGUGUUUGAAAGUAAAAACGCUAAUGCAAAUGAAAAUGUAAACGCGAGGAAAUACGCAGAAGUGAAUGAAAACGCUUAUGCAAAUGUAAAUGCAAACGCAUAUGCAAAUGCAAAUGCUGAUAUAAGUGCAACUGCAAAUGUAAAUAGUACCGCAAAUGCGAAUAUAAACGCCAAAGAUGUGGGUGAAAUGCAAAUGUAA